Gymnodraco acuticeps is the source of this 4151-nucleotide messenger RNA. Its product is annotated as adhesion G-protein coupled receptor F1-like. NCBI's taxonomy places the organism in Eukaryota, Metazoa, Chordata, Actinopteri, Perciformes, Bathydraconidae. The coding region runs from base 122 to 3292 and encodes 1056 amino acids. Gene Ontology annotation, molecular function: G protein-coupled receptor activity. The transcript has 17 exons. Gene Ontology annotation, biological process: G protein-coupled receptor signaling pathway; cell surface receptor signaling pathway. The record is from RefSeq and is a predicted model, not a curated record. Gene Ontology annotation, cellular component: membrane.
GCAGAUAUUUUCUUAGUUGACUUGUCAGAUUCAUCCUUCAGCUUAACAAAAAUGAUUGUAACAUUUUGUUUUUAGUCUCAACAACAGUCACUACACCGGGGUGAACCCUCCAACACCCACAAUGUCAGCAAAAAUAAACUCAACAAUGGCUGCUACAACAGUUGUGACCACUACAACAACCACAAUGUCUCCAACAACCACAAGGUCUCCAACAACCACAAUGUCUCCAACAACCACAAUGUCUCCAACAAUCACAAGGGCUCCAACAACAGAUGCGAAAACGACAACAGCUGCAACAACAUUUAUGACAUCUUCUAGAAGGACUACUAGUGUGACAGACAUUACCUCCACCCCAGCUCCAACCACAGCACUCACAACUGAUGCUACUACCAAGGCUACACCUGCAGUACAACAGACCACUGCUCCUGUGAAAGGGUUCAAUUUGGAAAUGACAGUGCAAUUAAACAAGAUGUUCACAGACACAUUGAAUGAUCCACAAAGUGCUGCAUACAACGAUCUUAAAAACACCAUGAAUGAAGUGUUAAUCAACAAGUAUGAAAGAAUAACAGGGUUUAUUGGUGUUUCUGUGACAGGAUUCAGAGAAGGAAGCAUAUUUACAGAUUUUGUUGUUGUGACUACAGAGGUUAAAACAGCAGAAUUGGCUAAAGCAAAUAAAGAAUUUUCAGAAGCAGUAAACUCUAAUAUUGCCCCUGUCAUUGGCUCUGUCACUGCAUUGUACAACAGUGAAGAUGAAUUAGGGUUUACCGCCCCAAUUUAUACUGGAAAUAGCAUGACACUGGUGUGCAAACCCAGAAACAUUAAUGUGGGACAAAUAAGUAGUGUCGAGUGGACAUUACGUGGAAGGGUAAUUAAGCAGCUUGGAAGGAGAACAAUAACUUUAAAUCCUAUAACAGGGUCUGUCCUAAAAAUAAAGAAAGCCAUUCUUCUGGAUAUUGGGCUUUACCAAUGCACUCUGAUGGGCGACGUAUUGCAGGUCAUAAAAAAAAUGGACGUGACUGGAAAUGAUAUCCAACAAGCUCCCAUCAUAGAAUCAAAGAGUCAAAUAAACGUUAGAUGUCUGGGGACAGAGGGACAAACAGAAUCACUUGUGUGUUGUGUGCAGUCCCCUUUUAAGGUGAAUUGGUUUAAAGACUCACCUAAUCCUUUUGAUGCUGGUGUUACUGAAAAUGGAAAGCAAUUCUGUCGCACAUAUAAACGACCGCUAGGAGAAUGCGGUGGAUCAACGUCACUAAAAUUGACUUGUAAGGUCGAUAAUCUCGAAUAUAGACGGGUAACAACAUUGAACAUUUUCGUAGAAUCUUUUACAUGUAAAGACGCUGAUUAUGGGGAUGGACGACAAGGCGACAAAUCUAUUAAAGAAUGUCCUACGGGUCAAGAGGGGGAUAAGAGUGCGGAGUGUGAUGAUGGAGAGUGGAGAUUGUUAGAGGACACUUGCGUUAUCAAAGUAAUCAAGGAGUUGCUUGUUUCUUCAGAGGAGUUGCAAGUGAAGGAUGUCCCAGAUUUUGUGGAGGGUCUGAGUAAAGAUGUCAAAGAGGUGAAGAAGGAAGUAAGAGAGUCACCUAAUACCAUAUCAACUAUCGUGGAAAUCCUGGGCAACAUUGCAGAUUUGGCUCUGGUCGUCAAUCAACCUGUCAUAGAGAGUGUCCUUCAAACAGUUGAUGUCAUUAUUGGUGAUGAUUCAAGAGAGUCCUGGACAGUUCUGAAUGCAAACGAAAACAACAACGCAAGCUCUGAUUUACUGGGUUCGAUGGAACUCUUCUCUGAUAGAAUAGUUGGGACAUUUACCUUUGAGACUGAUGCAAUCCUCCUCAACAGAAGCACCUUUGAUGACUCGUUCUACCUAAAUCUGAACAGCAGCGUUGUCCUGAACAUUUCUAACACCGGCUUUCCCAACGCCGCUAUCACCACCAUUACUUUCUACACCCUAAAUAAUGUUAUGUCAGUACGGAACACCAGCCUCUUCAACACCAACACCAAUAACACUGACCCCGUUAAUGCCCUCAACGCAGCUGUGGUGCUAAUCAAAGUAAAUGAAACGAUUCAGAACGUUACUUUAAGCUACGCCAAGAUAAACACGACUCUGACGCAAGAUCCUCAGUGUGUAUUUUGGAACUUUACACUGUUUGACAACAGGGGUGCUUGGGAUAGUGACGGGUGUGAGUUUGUUUCCGAUAUAAAUGACACAGUAACCUGCAGAUGCGACCAUCUCACCUCAUUUUCAAUUCUGAUGUCGACUGGUAUCCCUGAAGAACUCAAAACAAUCUUGGAUCUAAUCACCUAUGUUGGAGUUGGGAUCUCUAUGGCAAGUUUAGUUAUAUGUUUAAUUAUUGAAGGAUACGUUUGGAAAGCCAUAACUAAAAAUAGCACUGCCUUCAUGCGUCAUGUUUCCAUCAUUAACACUGCCCUCUCUCUGUUGAUCGCUGACAUCUGUUUUAUCAUCGGUGCCUUCAUUGCCGACAACCCAGCUGAAAACCCGGGACCCGGGAAGAGCUAUGAUGUUCCAGUUGAACCUUGCAGCACAGCAACAUUUUUUAUGCACUUGUUUUACCUUGCGGUGUUCUUUUGGAUGCUAGUUUCAGGCCUUCUGCUAUUUUACCGGACAGUCAUGGUCUUCUCCCACAUGUCCAAGUCAGUCAUGUUGGCUAUUGGCUUCUUAUUAGGCUACGGGUGCCCUCUGAUUAUAGCUGUUGUUACUGUUGCCGCCACAGCACCAGGAAAUGGAUACAUCAGGAGAAAAGAGGCUUGUUGGCUUAACUGGGAGCAAACAAGGGCCCUAUUGGCGUUUGUGAUACCUGCCUUAUCUAUAGUUUGUAUCAACAUAAUUAUCGUAAUUGUGGUCUUGUUCAAAAUGCUAACAAGAGGCGUGGGAGACGCCGCCCAAAGAGAUGAAAGGCAUACGCUGGUGGUCAUUCUAAGGUGUGUGGCCAUCUUGACUCCUUUAUUUGGACUGACCUGGUCUUUAGGAGUGGGGACCAUGCUAGACUCAAGGAAUAGAGGACUCCACAUUGUCUUUGCACUCUUCAAUUCACUACAGGGUUUCUUCAUUUUAGUGUUUGGGACACUAUUCGAUUCAAAGAUCUGUUCUAUCCUCGCAAGAAAAUUGCCUGCAACAAGCACAGGCUCCAAUACAACAAGAAGUACAAGUGGUGGCAUGUCCUCCACUGGACUGAACUGGUUCCAUCGACUGCGUGGAAGAAGAUAUGUCUAUCACAUGUCAGAGGCUGCCAACUCGGGCAGUGCUGGUGCGUCAGAGUCAUUCUCCAAUAUCUAAAUCAAUGCAUGGAACCGUACACAUUAUUUCAUUAGGGCUAUUUAUUCAAAAUAUCUGACAGUUAUUGUAGGAUUUUCAGCACAUAAUCAGAAAUGAUGCAGUUUACUGGGAUGAUAUUGUAAGAGACAGACAACAGACAUGGUUAGUUUUGAAAUCAGCGUAGUUUAGGUCCUAUAGGCAGCAUUAAAAUAUGUUUGCAUUGUAAAGGUACUGUUCUGUUACUCAAAGCCCUAGGAAAGCAAGUGUGACACAACAUUGUAAAUGAAACUGAAAUUACAUUUUAUUUUGAAGUGUGAAAUGUAGUGGUGCUCUGAAUCAAUGACGUGCAAUGAUCAAUUAUUAUCUUGUAAUGUACAGUCGUAGUGAAUCAUACCUACUAGUUUCUAGGUGUUUCAUGAUAUCAUUGAUAAUACCAUGUCUAUGUUCCUGGGGAAAAGAGCAUAAUACUUCCUACAUGAAAAGUAGCUACCGGAGAUAUAACAAAGUACCUGUAUCACAAGUUUGAACGGAAAAUGUUGCAUACUUUCUACAGAUUCAUUGUUAAUGCAGUUUGUGCAAAUGAACGAUGACAGAGCUCCAAGGUUAUCCACCUUGAAAUGGGGUUGGGGCAGGGCGGGUGCACCAAGAGUUUUGAAAGUCUGCAUUGUUCCGAAGACCCACUAUUCUGAAAGCCACUAGAUAGAAAGAAUCCAUUAUUGUCCGACAGUCCGUUACAAUAGCACAUUACUCCAAAAGCCAAGCCUAUCCAGUCUCUGAUUGUGUUAUGUUAUUAUGAGAGUGCUUUCAUACUUGUUUGAUACUGAAAUUGUAUAUAUUUAUUAGGGCCGGGACUCGAUUAAAAAAAUUAAUCUAAUUAAUU